Molecule: messenger RNA, 1603 nt
Organism: Oreochromis aureus
Lineage: Eukaryota; Metazoa; Chordata; Actinopteri; Cichliformes; Cichlidae
Gene: marveld3
Product: MARVEL domain containing 3
Exons: 4
Coding region: 156-1052 (298 amino acids)
Cellular component (GO): membrane
Source: RefSeq, a predicted model, not a curated record
GUAAUGCCUUCGACAGUGGAGGACAACACCCAAACUAGUGGGCGUGGUACAACACAGGUGAGGGAAGAAGGUAAUCUCAAACAGGAAGCCGCGACAGGUGAAUGAUCUUCUGGCCAUAACAGAAAACAAGACCGUACAAAGAACAGUAUCUGAAGAUGCCAGAGAGGGGAAGACGCGAUCAGAGUGAUGACUACAAAAGCGGGGAUAAGCGCUAUACACACAAUCGAGACUACUCUGAGUAUGACGCCGAGGAGAGGGGCACUGCAGGUGACAGGAGGGCCGGGGAAAACAGACAGAGGGAUAUGACAACUGCCUCUCACAGACAUGAAGGAACCUCAAGACGGCCCAGAGAGACUUCAGGGGAUCUCUCUGAGAUGGAGUAUUACGAACCACAACCGAAGCCAGCGCUUUACAAUUUCAGAUACAUAUUAACCAGCAGAGGUAUCUGCCAGAUUGCAGAAGUGUUUGUGAACCUGCUUAUCAUAAUCUGUGCCGGGGUGCCUUACAGCAACGAUGGGGGUUACCGUGACCUGGCCAGCCUCGGUGGAUUAUACUCUUAUUACUACGGUGGUGCCAGUGCCUUCACUGGAGCCGAUGCAAAGAGAGUGCAGGAGCUAGACCGGCUCUUCCAUGAGCUUAAGCGGCCUCCAUACGUCUACGCCAUGGCGGCUGGUGGAAUUGUAAUGAUCUACGCUUUUGCCAUGCUGGGCCUGGGGAUUUUCAGAGUCCCUUUCCGCUGUCCUCCUGUGCUGCUGGUUGAGGCUGCGCUGAGUUUCCUGAUCGGUCUGGGGUACAUCCCAGGAAUUGCCAUCUAUUUUGUCAAGCUGAAGGAAAUCUACGACAACCCCAUCUGUAAGGAGAGAGAGCAGAUGUACAGGAGCAAAGGGCACCAAGGGUUUGAUUGCAAGUACAAUGGUGCAGACAUUGCAGAGGGACUGUUUGGGGUCUUGGGGGUGGCUGUUUUCAUCUUUGGUGCAGUGUUAGCUAUCAGAGCUUUCAGGUCAGUGCGAGAGCUGAAAAAGCAAAGAACAAACGAGGAUGAUAAUUUUUAAGCUGCCUUUCCUUUUUUAUUCACAAAUGAACAAAAGUAGGAGUGAGAAAAAAAUCACUUUGACAGGAUUUUUUUUCUUGUCACUCUCAUUAGGUGUUACUUGUAUAAAAGCUGUUUAUACAUUUUUAUGCCUUGAUAGUGUUUUAUACAUACCUAAUCUUUUUUAUUCCUUAUACCUGUUUACCACAUCUUUCAUGUUUUCUAUGAAGUUGUAGUUAUAAUAAACUACCAAAAUAGUAUAAUAUUACAUGGUCAUCUGUCGUUGCAUUUAUCUGUGAAAGAGAUGGCUGAAACUGACUUCCUGAAAGCAAAAAAAAAAAAAUGUCUUUGACAUUUUAAAAGGAAAUGGAGUUGAGUGUCACAUGGUUUCUUUUUAUAGUUUUAUAGUUUUGCUGAUGGCUUUGAAGGGUUUUUUUUCCCCUUUUCUUUUUACUUAAUGUAUUGAUUUAAAAAAACACACACACACAAAUAAGUCUGAGAAAGACACACUCUGUUUGUCUUAUAGCACUCACAAGAGAUAUACUUAUUUUUAAUUAAAAUUUAUUCUCAGAA